Erpetoichthys calabaricus (reedfish) is the source of this 3935-nucleotide messenger RNA. It is a transcript of the gene fam171a1, whose product is annotated as family with sequence similarity 171 member A1. NCBI's taxonomy places the organism in Eukaryota, Metazoa, Chordata, Cladistia, Polypteriformes, Polypteridae. The record is from RefSeq and is a predicted model, not a curated record. The coding region runs from base 299 to 2857 and encodes 852 amino acids. Gene Ontology annotation, cellular component: plasma membrane. Gene Ontology annotation, biological process: stress fiber assembly; regulation of cell shape. The transcript has 8 exons.
GUCUUUUGGUGGGGCGGGAUGCUCUCCAGCAAACGCGUUGGCAGCGAAAGAGUUAACCAUCGGUGGCGCUUCUGGGUUUCUUUUCGGUAAAACAGAAAAGCUGCUGGGUGAAACGAGGGAUGCAGAUCGGGGAUAGGAAAUUCAAUACUAGAAAUAAGUAGAUGACGGAGAGAACAGGGGACGAGGAGAAGCAGCAUGGAAGGUCGGGCAGCGUAAAACCGCGCAAGCCGUAGCGACCGAUGUGAAGAGCUGGGAUAAACAAAGGGACGCGCAGAGCUUUCUAUCAGUUCAAAGCUGAAUGCGGCUGGAAAUGAGCAGGUCCGCAGCCCUCCUGCUCUGUUUAUUGGGCUGCAAUGUCUGGAAAGCUGUGACCAAGACCUUGCAGGAAGAAAACCCCGCACAAGAGGUUAUGCUGAAGGUUCAUAUAAGCGAUGCAAGCACUAAUCAGCCUAUAGCAGCAACAACCAUUGAAAUUUUUACGAACCAAACUUCCCUUGUCUCUGAGAUCUCAGGAGCAGAUGGCAACGCUUUUCUCAAAUUUCACUACAGAGUCGGCACACUGUUGAUUGUCACGGCAACCAAGCGUGGCUAUGUGCCAAACUCAGCUUUAUGGCGACCAAGCAGGAUACCAGUGUUUUCAUCCCUGAGCCUCGGCUUGCUUCCUGAGAGAUCUGCAACAUUAAUGGUGUAUGACGAUGUCGUGCAGAUAGUGUCAGGAUUUCAAGGUUCAAGGCUCCAGCCAAAGGUUCAGUUUCACAGAAGAUCAUUAAAGUUACCUCAGAACACCACAUUUGGCAAUCUCACUGCAUUUCUAACUGUGGCAUGUUCGCCUGGCGAAGCUCACCAUUUCCCAUACUUGCAGGGACUUAAUGGGAAUGGAACAGGAAACAACAGUCGAUUCGAACUCACGCCUAUCACUGCCAUCAGUGUACACCUGCUUAAUAGCGAUGGGUCUGACGUUCAGGUCGAUGGUCCUAUCCACAUCUUUGUGCCUCUGCCUCCCAACAGCAACCUAAAUGAGAAUAACCAUAUUCCAGCAUGGAGAUUUGACAAGAAGCUUGGAGCCUGGCUGAAAAGCAGCUUGGGCUUCGUACAGAGGGAGGGAAACCAGCUUACCUUGACCUACAUCGCUCCCCAUCUUGGUUACUGGGUGGCAGCAAUGUCACCCCACAGCACAGGCCCAGUGGUGGCAAAGGACAUUAGUACUUACCACACUGUGUUCCUGUUGGCUAUUCUGGGAGGAAUGGCAGUUAUUCUGCUGGUUCUACUCUGCUUGCUCCUCUAUUACUGCCGGAGGAAAUGCAUAAAACCUCGGCAACAUCACAGGAAGCUGCAGCUGUCUUGUGCCUUGGAGGCUUCAAAGAAGGAUCAGGCGACCUCUAUGUCUCAUUUGAAUCUCAUCAGCGAAGUACAUAUGGAGAUGGUCUCUUCAAGUGGAGAAGCAGACCUUCACACACCAAUGCUCAAGCCUUCCUACAAUACAUCCCGGGACUUCAGUUCUAGAGAGGAAUUAUUGUCACAACAUGAAGAGCGAGAUAAAAGCCGAGGUUCACUAAACAAUCUUACCCGAGGUACCUUAUUAAAGGAGUAUCACAGAGCAAUGGAGAGCUUUCCCUUAAAGACUGGCAGGUCUAAUGAAGCCUCUGAAGGCUACGAAUCUCCAGCUCAGGAAGAGUUUUACAGGAGCUACAACUCAGUAUCAUCACAACUGCUGCUGGAUAAAAAAGAUAAAGAAGUUCAGGCAUCUUUUACUCAGUUGUCAGGAGUAAGUACAAGAAGCAUAAGAGAGUCCGGAUACCCAGUGCCAGGGAUAUCAGUGAAAGAACCAGCAGGGGAUCGAAGGGCACCAGACUACUUGAUGUCAAGGUCAGUUGAUCAUCUUGAAAGACCAACAUCUUUUCCUCACCCUGGUCAGUUGAUUUGUUGCAGCUCUGUCGAUCAAGUGAAUGAAAGCAUUUACCGAAAAGUGUUGCCUACACUUGUUAUUCCUGCUCACUAUGUGAAUCUGCCCGAGGAACACCCUUAUGCAGGCCAGUCUUUGAUUCUGCAGACUGAACAACAGAGUGAUCUUGACCAACUUCAGGCAGAGCUUACUGCAGCUCAUCCACCAUUGCAGCAGCCUUCACAGACCAUGAAACUUUCUGCUCAGGAUAUAUCUCAUCAGGACCUCCAGGAUCCACAAGCCACUGACUGGAGCUUGGAACCAGCGCCCAUGCCAGAAUCGAUGUCAAUUCCAGCAUCACUUAACGAGGCAGCAGUUGUUCAGAUGAAUGGAGAGGUGCAGCUCCUAACUGAAAAAACUCUCAUGGAGCUCAGAGGUGGAAAGCCCCUACCCCACCCUAGGGCAUGGUUUGUCUCACUAGAUGGACGAGCCAAUGCUCAUGUCAGGCACUCGUACAUUGACCUUCAGCGAGCAGGGAAGAAUGGCAGCAAUGAUACAAGUUUAGAUUCUGGUGUGGAUAUGAAUGAACCAAGACAGGGCAAGAAAAUCAAAGAACGAGAAAGGAAAAGGAAGCUGCCAGUAACCAUGGCAUAUACUCAUCUGGUGUACGUAGAUGAUGUAGAGCCAGGUAGUAGUGAAAAUGGACCAAACAUCCACAGUCCUGAGGAGAGCCCUGCAGGGCCGCAGCCACAGCUGGAUCAGGUACCAGAGGAAGACAAAAGAGAGAGUUUGCCUAGGCAAAAGCAGAAUGCCACAAACAGAACUGUAGAAGAUGAGCAAGAGUUAAGACUGCCUACUAGCCCUGAACACACUACUCCCUGCCCAAACGAUGGUGGGGAAGACCAAGACGAAAACAAAAAGAGUCCCUGGCAGAAGCGUGAGGAAAGACCACUGCUGGCAUUUAACCUCAAGUGAGAGCGGACUGACAGUGUUGUGGUGGAUGUACAAAACGUAUUGCCAAAAAGAUCAUUUUGAGUUUCAGUGAAUGAAGUAUGCAUGGGCGAGGCGAGACAUAUACUUCAUGUAUACCUGUUAUGCCUUUAAGAAAAAACAGAAAAACAGAAACGAUGAAUGCCAUGCAUUAGCCUUUUAAUGCCGUUUGCUGGAAAAGCAAAGAACCUAAAUAGCUUUAUGUUCCUUUUAAAAGUUCGUUCAGUUAAGUGGAAGAGCACAUGCCACGGCACCGUUGUACCGGGGUCAUGUUUUAGUAAGAUACCUUGUUGGUUUUUUUUAUGGAAUUUUAUUAAUGUAACUGAAAACAUAAUAUAAGAAGAUGGCUAUGCAUUGCUAAUUUGUUUUUUUUUUUUGUUUUUUUUAGCAAACUGAUGCCUUUGUGUAAUUUUGAAAAAGAUCAUUUUAGUUGUAAACAUUUUAAUACUUUUGAGAAGUUUUUUGUUUUAUUUGCUUUUUAUCUGGGUGCUAAAUUAAAACUCAGAAUUACAACAGCCUUCUAUUCAAAUACCAAACUAGGUUGUCUGUUUGUUGGUCCUCUACUUCCAUAUUUUCAAGUGCCUUUUCAGAGUUUCUUGUACAUAAGAAAACAUCCUAAACAAUUUCUUCUUGUUUAAUAAAUGCCCUGCUGACAACUUUUUUUGGAUUGCAUGCUGUAAAUUGUCAAUUGAGUAUGGAGUUUUUUUUUUUCAUUUCUAUCCAAAUGUUUGUUAUAGUUAGCAAAGCAGUACUGGAGUUUGGCUCCAGAUAGAUUAGAGAAUGGGUGAGAAUUUGUAGUCGCUCGUAAUAGAGGACACAUUUGUGUGUGAGAGAGAGUAAGUGUGUGCGUGCGUGCGCCAUAUCACAAGAGGCUUCCUUCUUUAAGUGCUGCUUCUUGAUUUCUGACUUCUGGAAUGGUUUUAAAGAAAGUGUCUUAUGACUGAGAAUGUUUCUUAGGUUCUGCCUUCUCAGUAACAGAAUGACACUCCUCUGUGGUCCACUUACACUGGUUUCUUGUGUAUCUGUGGCUAAUUAUGCAGAAUAAAUAAAAUUUGUCAAGUUA